CCCCCCCCCAAAAAAAAAUGGCUACAAGCAUUCUUAAGAGCAUACAAGCCUUAUAUCAACCCAGUGGCUGGUGAAGAAUAUUGGCCAGUGACAAACCAUCAGCCUAUUAAAACCCUCAAAUAUCACAAGCAAGCUAGGAGACCAUGGAUGCUCAGAUGUAGGGAGCCAGAUGAGGUUCGACCUCCAAAUCCAAACAAACUUCGGAGAUGCUUCAUCAACAUCAACUGCAGCAAGUGUGGCCAAGAAGGCCAUAAUGCUACUACUUGUGAAAGGAAGAAGCAAGGAAAAAGUGCUCAGGUGAAUGGAGAAGGUGAUCCAAGAGGGCAAACUUCAGCAAAUCCAGGCCAACAACAGUUACAGACAAAUGGAGGAAAUAGGACAAGUGAAACCGAACAGCAAAUCAAGCACACUCUGUACCAAGAGGAAUACAAUCUGCAAGAAAUAUAUAUGUCUGAAUCCAAUACACAAGUCUCAAACCCAAGUUCUUCUUCUACAAGAGCAAGCACAAUGAAAACCAACACCUAGUCGUAUGCCAAGAAGAAUAACAUAUGGAAACCAUAAAGCACUUAGGUUUAAUUGGUCUUGGUACCAUGCAAAGUUUAUUUUACAAACAGAUAAAAAUUGGGAUUAUGUCGUGAAGUGUUGUAGCUUUGUGGCCUUGGUACAAGUUGUAGACUUGGUCACGUUUCGAACCAAUUUUGUGAACUCAUUUUGGCUACUUUUGUUUUGUAUAUCAAUCUCCAGAUAAUGUCUUUUGUCAA
Messenger RNA from Prunus dulcis (almond), 761 nucleotides. RefSeq lists its product as uncharacterized. NCBI's taxonomy places the organism in Eukaryota, Viridiplantae, Streptophyta, Magnoliopsida, Rosales, Rosaceae. Bases 148 to 525 code for a protein of 125 amino acids. Gene Ontology annotation, molecular function: nucleic acid binding; zinc ion binding. The record is from RefSeq and is a predicted model, not a curated record. The transcript has 2 exons.